CCUACGUAGACUACUUAAGGGUCCAGUCCACUUGUUCCCUUGUGCCUUUGUGCCCUUGUGCUCUCACUCCCUUAUUGCCCCUUGUCUCGCCUCACCUACCCCAUUCCUCUUUAGCCAAAUUGUUUGUUACACCUUUUACCAUGGGCCCUCACAAUGUCCGAUGGGGAAUAAUGGCCACCGGCUGGAUUGCCGACAUCUUCGUUCGGGAUCUCCUCCGAGAUCCUCAAGAGCGUGGCGCAUCUGACGUCUCCCACAGCAUUGUGGCAGUAGCGUCAUCAUCAUCGCAAGCUCGAUCUGAGAAGUUUAUCUCCGACACGGGCAUCCCCGCCCCCUGUGCAGCCUACGGCUCCUAUGAGCAGCUCGUGGCUGAUGCCAACGUGGACGUGGUCUACGUCGCCACCCCCCACUCCCACCACUUCCAAAACGUCAUGCUAGCCUUGGAGGCGGGGAAGAACGUUCUGUGCGAAAAGGCCUUCACGGUCAAUGCGGCCCAGGCGAAGAUCCUGUGCGAGACGGCCAGGAAGAAUAACUUGUUUCUGAUGGAGGCCGUUUGGACGCGAUACUUCCCGCUCAGCGUGCAGGUUCGAGACUUGAUCAAGCAGGGGGCCAUUGGCGAGGUCCUUCGUGUGAUCGCUGACAAUAGCUUCGGCGACCCUGUUGAAGAGCGCUGGGGAACGGAACAUCGCAUGGUCAACAAGGAUUUGGCCGGCGGAUGUUUAUUGGACUUGGGUAUUUACUCCUUGACCUGGGUCUUCCAGACCCUGUAUCACACCCUUCCCCGGGAUCAGCGCAAACCACCUUCGGCCAUCUCAGCGCACAUGGCGCUCUACCACUUGACUGGAGCCGACGAAGCGACGACUAUCCUCCUCAGCUUUCCCACCAGUACGCCGUCCAACCUACCUCACCCAGGUCAAUCCCACGCCGUGGCCAUGACCAAUUUACGUGUCGCUACCGACCCCGACGAGGCCAACACUGCCCGUCCAGCCAUUCGCAUACAAGGCACCAAGGGUGAGAUCCAGGUGGACGGACCGGCGUUCCGACCGGAGCGGUACCGCAUCAUUCCCAAGAAAGGGGAAGGUGAAUUCAAGGAGGUCGAGUGUCCAUUUCCUGGCAACGGGAAGGGCAUGUUCUGGGAAGCAGAUGAGGUGGCGCGGUGCUUGCGGGAUGGACGCUUAGAAAGCGAAACCCUGCCAUGGGAGGAGAGUAUCGUCAUCAUGGAAGUGAUGGAUGAGGUUCGGCGCCAGGGCGGGCUGACUUAUCCGGAGAAGAUCGAGUCAACGAUCUACCCCACGCAACUAUAGGAUUUACGCCGACAGGUUUGAAUGGACCGAGGCUUAUAAAUGCUAGGCCAAAUAACACUUUCUAUCC
Messenger RNA from Aspergillus japonicus CBS 114.51, 1368 nucleotides. Its product is annotated as Gfo/Idh/MocA family protein. The transcript has 4 exons. The record is from RefSeq and is a predicted model, not a curated record. The coding region runs from base 141 to 1301 and encodes 386 amino acids. Gene Ontology annotation, molecular function: nucleotide binding. Lineage: Eukaryota; Fungi; Ascomycota; Eurotiomycetes; Eurotiales; Aspergillaceae.